Molecule: messenger RNA, 1146 nt
Organism: Gryllus bimaculatus (two-spotted cricket)
Lineage: Eukaryota; Metazoa; Arthropoda; Insecta; Orthoptera; Gryllidae
Source: the annotation of a GenBank genome assembly
AUGCAAUCGCUUGCGGGGCAGAGGCGAUCUCGGGCGGAAGGGGCUUUCUCCAUGUUGCCUUUCUUCUUGGAUGCGGCCCAGACGCCUAACCACCUACCCAAACACUCGCCCGCCCACCCACCCACCCGCCGCCUGCCCGCCCACCCACUCACCCUGACCGCCGCCCGCCACCCGCCCACCCGCUCUGCCCGCCCGCCCACCCGCUCGCCCGCCGCCCACCACCGCUCGCCCACCCGCUCACCCGCCACCCACCCACCCGGCCCGCCCGCCCGCCCGCUCCCCGCCCGCCCGCCCGCCCGGCUCGCCACCGCCGCCCGCUCGCCCGCCCUGCUUUCGCUCGCCCGCUCUCGCUCGCCCGCCUGGGCAGACUACAUAGUCCCGUUCGCCUUCCAAUGCCCACCCGGCCCUCACCGCUUAAAGCCACCGCCUAGACGCAUAACGCCCACCCAGAGGCAUACCACCCACCACCCACACACCACACCCGCCCGCCCGCCCAGCAUCCCCCCCCCCGUCCGCCUUUCCAUGCCCCCCCGCCCACACCGCUUCAAGCCCCCGCCGCGCCGUCCGCCCCUCGCCGCGCCCUUCACCUCUCACGCGCCCUCUCCCCGCCCCCGAGCUUGCGGAGUUGGCGCGACUCCCGGUGCGGCCUCGGGCGCUGCCAGUCCCUCCCGGGAACGUUCGCAGGCCUCCUACUGGGCAUACACGGUUGGAGUUUGUGGCGGGGAGCGGUGGCGGCCGCUGGCGGGGGAACGCCUUGCCGCGCCGACGGCUUUUUCACGAAGGAGUGUUCUUAUCCGCGCGGUGCUCUGCUAUGCUCUCUCCGGGGCCCGGCCGGCGGCGUCGGCGUCGGCGGCGUCGGCGGCGCCGCGGCGCGCGCGGCUGCCCGGGGCCCAGUCUCCCGUCAGCAGGCGAGCGGACGAGCGCUCCGCGAAGGCUUCCAGCAGCGCCGUGCUGCGCCAGCGUGCGCCGGUGAGAGCAUGCGGCGGUGGUGAGAGCAGGAGCGAGAGCAGCAGCUGGACCCGCCCCGCCCCCCUCGCAAGCAACUCGCCCAACGCGCCGCGCGCAAGCACCGUCUCCCGGCCCCGCCCCCGCACCAUGAGGCCGCGCUGCCCCGGCCCGCCCUCGCUGCUCGUGCUGAAACAGUAA